CUUCUAUCCCCACACGAUAAGAACAACAGCAGCAGAAUGAGCAAAGCAAAGACAGAGGGAUCCAGCAGUGUGCAGCACACAGUUCUCUGUCGGCGGUGUCGACUGCCGCUGCGGAUGCACGAGCAGAUAUCUGAUCUCGAUAGCAACACAUUUGAUCAGUUUCUAUCCAGCUCCGCUCCUAUCAAUGCAGAUCUCGACUUUUCAAAAGAACAGAAAAAAGUCGACUACUACAAAGACCAGCACGGCAUCGGCUCUCUCCGCGAUCCCUACAGCAAGGACUACCGCAGACCAUCAGCAACCGCUCCCGUAUCCCCCGCGCCGCUGCGGAGCGUGAACGGCGACUCCUUUGUCUUACUUUCCGACUCUGUGAUUUCAAAUGCGCGGACGGCGGCGGAUGCGGGCGGGAUUGUGGGUAACUACGAGGCGAUGCUGCGUAGGGAUUACUAUAGCAAUGAGAAGAGAGGGGAGGUGGAUGAGACCAGUGCGGCAGAGAAUACGGGUGAUGAAGAGGAUCUGUAUGCGCUCUCGAACCGACUAAAGACCUCAGAUAAGAUCCACGACAUCGUGACGUCGAAAAGCGAUAUCGACCAACCCAUCUGCUCCGAGUGCGUGGAACUACUACUCCAAGGGCUGAAGCAGCAGUACGUCGAAAUCGUUCGCGACCGGGAUAUCUACGCCGACUUUCUCAAGCAAGUCAAGGACGAGAAACCGACCGACGAGCAGCAACUCGCGGCCGAGAAAGAGCUGGCAGAGAUAAUCGCCGAGCAAGAGCGCGUGAUGACAGACCUGCAUAAAGCAGAGCACGAGCACGCGACUGUCGUGCAGGAGAUCAAGGAGCUCGAAAGUCAGUCGCGCGACCUGGACGAGGAGGAGAAGAAGUUUUGGGAGUUGAGGAAUAAGUACGCGCAGGAGCUUGAUGAUUUCUUGGAGGAACGGGAUAUGGUUAAGAUGCAGCUAAAGAGAGAUACAGAGAUGUAUGAAAAGUUGAGAAAGACGAAUGUGUAUUCUGAUAUCUUUGCUAUUGAAGGUGGAUCCGCGGCUGUCGAUCGAAUGGCUGGUGUUUCUGGGAAGCGGUAACCUCUUUCUUUCUCUAUCUUCUCUUCUCUUUUAUUUCUUCUUGGGUAUGGCGUUGGUGUUGGGUUGA
Molecule: messenger RNA, 1144 nt
Organism: Myxozyma melibiosi
Lineage: Eukaryota; Fungi; Ascomycota; Lipomycetes; Lipomycetales; Lipomycetaceae
Product: autophagy protein Apg6-domain-containing protein
Exons: 2
Coding region: 37-1077 (346 amino acids)
Biological process (GO): autophagosome assembly; cellular response to nitrogen starvation; autophagy
Cellular component (GO): phagophore assembly site; fungal-type vacuole membrane; phosphatidylinositol 3-kinase complex, class III, type II
Source: RefSeq, a predicted model, not a curated record